UUUUUUGUUUAUCAAUAAACACACACACCCCCCAACAGGUAAUGCCCGUAUUGUAUUGUACAGUUCAGACUUGAGAGCAUACAUAAAGGUAACGCGCAUGAAUGAACUCAAAAAGUGAAAAGCUCAGAUAAUAAAAUGGACAAAGACACCAUUUUCGUUUUUGCUAUGGUUUCUUAAUUUUUUGAUGGGGUGGUGGUGGAAGCUAGCGGGAGCACCAGAACCUGUUGGAUCAGACACUAGCAGGGUUCGAUCUGCUUCUAAUUCACGUACCUGAUAAUCCAUAAAUUUUAAAUAAAGAAAAAUAAAAUAUAAUUUCGAGAGAGAGAGUGAGUGAGGAAAAGGAGCGGAAGAUCUGAAAGCUUUGUUGUAACCACUUAUAACACUCGAAAAUGCAAGGUAGAUCCCCAGACCAGGAAUCAGUAGGGUCUGGGACAAAGAGGUCCAGUGUAUCAUCUGGGGGUAGGCCUCGGAAUCAGAAGGAAUUCUUCUAUAAAUUUGUUGAAAGUGAUAGCUUGACUGCAGAACUUGUAGACUGGUUUGAAUCUGUAACCAAAAAAUGUGCAUCAAAACAGCAAGCAUUUGAUGUUCCGUUUGAGUUGAUUGAACUUCAAAAAUUUGAUUAUGCAUUGGAAGGAAUUUCAUUUCAGCAGCUGACACGCAUGCCUAAUGCUGUUCAUGCUUCUACAUCUGAUGCUGUAGAAGCGACAGCUUAUCUUGCUAUUGAAGAUUUUCUUCAUGCUAGUAUAAAGGGCUUGUGGGAGGGGUUUUGGAGUCAAGAUGAGCCCAUGCCUUUUUCUGUGGCUUGUCUGUAUAAUUCUAACUUGAAGUUUUAUCAGGCUGAGAAGGCUAUUGCUAAUGGAAGGCUUGGAGGUCUUUGUGGCACUGGUAUAUUGCUUAAUAAUUCUAGACAUCCUCAUGGAAAAUGGGAUCAUGUCCUUGAAUUGGCACUUUUAAGACCUGAUAUUGGAGGUCUUGCUGUAGGCAGUGACCGCCAGCCUUCUCCAUCAGUUCUUGGUGAAGCUCUAUUUUAUGCUCUUCGAAUGCUGUUGGCAAGGAGUUUGAGUAGACUGACUUUCUUUCCAGAUCCAAGCACAGUCUUUGUUCUUCUAGUUGAUUCUCAAUAUGGGGGAGUUGUAAAGGUUGAAGGAGAUGUAAAUAAGCUCAAUUUUGAUGUGAAUAAUGUUUAUGAAUGUGCUGCUGAAUGGGUAAAAAAUCAUUCUAGAAUUUCUGUUUCUCCAAUUGAUACGAUCUGGAACAAACUUGGCAAUGCAAACUGGGGAGAUAUUGGUGCUUUACAGGUACUAUUUGCAACCUUCCACUGUAUUAUGCAAUAUGCUGGAAUGCCCAAGCACUCUGUUGAAGAUUUAGCUGCUGAUCAUAGUUCCCGCCUCCAAACAAGAAGAGUUGAAAGGCAGUUAGGAGAUACCAGUAUAAAUGGAAAUGGCCUAUUUCGAUACCAGCAACGAAGUGUUUCCCCUGAAAUUGUUGAAGUUCAGGAUGAUUCUGUCAAAGUUGAUUCCAAAGAGUCAAUGAGAUUAGAAGAAGGAUCCGUGUUAUGGCUGGAAGAUUCAGAGUGGCAAAAGGGUUAUCCGAUAAAAGAGGUAAUCAGCACUGGUGAAUUGACAUACUACAUUGCAUCCUAUGUUGAAGAUCCAGGAAAAAAUCUGUUUCUAUAUGUGGGCUCUCAUCCCUCCCAGUUGGAACCAGCAUGGGAAGAUAUGAAUUUAUGGUAUCAGGUUCAGAGACAGACUAAAGUAUUGACAAUAAUGAAGCAUAAAGGUCUCUCAAGCAAAUUUCUGCCUCAAUUGAGUGCUUCUGGUAGGAUCAUACACCCUGGUCAUUGUCGCAGGCCCAGCUCAGGUGGAAAUUGUGACCACCCUUGGUGUGGGACCCCUAUUCUUGUGACCAGUCCAGUUGGUGAAACAGUAGCUGAAAUGGUACGCACAGGCCAAUUUGGUUUGGAUGAAGCUAUCAGAUGUUGCCAUGAUUGCUUAUCUGCACUUUCAACUGCUGCCUCUGCUGGACUUCGGCAUGGAGACAUCAGGCCAGAGAAUGUGAUCUGUGUAAAGGCUGGUGUGAGGCACCCUUAUUUUGUUCUAAUCGGAUGGGGCCAUGCUAUUCUUGAAGAUAGGGAUCGCCCUGCUAUGAAUCUUCAUUUCUCAUCUACUUAUGCACUUCAGGAAGGGAAACUAUGCUCUGCUUCAGACGCUGAAAGCCUAGUUUAUAUGCUUUAUUAUUCAUGUGGUGGAGUUUUUCCUGAUCUAGAUUCAGUAGAGGGAGCGCUACAGUGGCGAGAAACAUCUUGGUCAAGGAGAUUAAUUCAGCAGAAGCUUGGUGACAUCUCAACCGUGCUGAAAGCUUUUGCUGAUUAUGUUGAUAGUCUAUGUGGGACACCAUAUCCCAUGGACUAUGACAUAUGGCUGAGAAGGUUGAGGCGAAAUAUUCAUGAAGACGAUCAUGGAAAGGAAAUUGUUGCAGCAGGCUAAGCUUUCAAACUGGGUCCAAUCUCAAAUGAAAACUCUUCAUCUUAACGUGUUUCUCAUUGCAAUGCUUGGACUUUUGGGUGGUAAAUAAAACAUGGAGGUCAAUGGUUUUAUCUCUGAUGUUCAAGAAUUUGUAUUCUUCGAACAAUUGGUUUGGGGAAUGGCUAAUGCAUUCCCUGAAAUGAGCAUAUCAUGACUGCUCUUGUUGAUAGAGGUUGGGCUGCUCUAUCUUCUACAAAUAUUGAGACUUGAUUGAUGGCAUCUUGGGUAUGUGAAGAAUAUUCAUACCUUCAUUUUGAGGAGCCAAAACAUGACUUUAACAGCUUUCUUUCCAUUUCAUUUUUCUGGUGAUGAGUUUAUUAUCAAAGUAAUCAUACUUUAUUGAUAACAUCAUUCGUUUGUAAAGAGAAAAAGGUCUUCUAGAAUGCCCUGUUGCUUAUGUAGUUGCUUGGUUCAAGACCUAACUGAAUGGUACACAGUGCACAGGGCAUAUAGCUGUAUUCUGUAGAGUAAAUGCGUUGUUUUUCUUGUGUCCAUUGGGGUUUCUCUUUCAUUUUUUAAAUUGACCUGUCUCCUUUUCGUUCCUUCUUCUCAUAUAUGUGGUGCUUCAAGCUUCAACUCCAGGUGGGAGAGGGAUUUUGAAGGCCUUUUUUUUUUUUUUUUUUUUUUUUUUUCUCUUAAUCGCCAUUUUUUCUUAAUGUGGGAUAGACUAAGAACAUCAUGGUACAACCUUGGAAGAAGAAAAAUGUCGGCCAAUGGGCAAGCUCACACUCAAGUCAAUGGAGUUGUACCUUUACUGUAAAUGGCUAAUGUGCUUCCGUUUCCAUCCAACUUCAAUCAGUACUGGCGUUAAACCCCUUGAUGCCAGUUAAAAGGGUGCAAUUGUAA
This is a messenger RNA of Abrus precatorius (Indian licorice), 3371 nucleotides long. RefSeq lists its product as uncharacterized. The record is from RefSeq and is a predicted model, not a curated record. Bases 390 to 2486 code for a protein of 698 amino acids. Lineage: Eukaryota; Viridiplantae; Streptophyta; Magnoliopsida; Fabales; Fabaceae. The transcript is spliced from 2 exons.